AUGGCAGGUUUUAAAGAUAAGAUCAUCGUGCUGACGGGAGCGUCCAACGGCAUCGGCGCAGCAACCGCUCAACUGUUUCUGGAGCAAGGCGCGAAGGUCGCAGCAUUGGACAUUGUUGACGCUACAUCCUCAUCGGACGAAGAACGCCUCAAUGUCAAAUGCGACGUCUCCUCUGAAGAGUCCGUGAAUGCGGCAAUCCAGCAAGUCCUGGACAAGUGGUCCACCAUCGACGUCCUUGUCAACGUUGCCGGUGUUAUGGAUCAGUUUGAACGAGUCGGCGACGUGUCGAACGACAUCUGGAACCGCGUCAUGAACAUCAACCUUAACGGGCCCUUCAACACAAUGCGCGCCUGCAUCGGCCACUUCCUGACCAAGACGACCGAACAGAAGGGGCGCAUUGUCAACGUCGGCUCCCUGGCCUCCAUCAAGGGUGGCACCGCGGGCGUCGCCUACACGACCUCCAAGCACGCCCUGCUCGGCCUCUCGCGCAACACGGCCUGGAUGUACGCCAAGGAGGGCAUCCAGUGCAACAUGCUGCUGCCCGGCGGCGUGAGCACCGACAUCAUAAAGAACAGCAAGGUCACCCCGGACAAGGUCGGCUUGGACAUGGUGAUGCCCACUAUGGCGACCUCCGUGGGGACCUGUGCGCCCGAAGACAUGGCCCGGGCGAUUCUGUUUUUGGCGGGUGCCCCCGGGGUGAAUGGGGCUGAGUUGAAGGUCGAUAAAGGCUGGUCGAGCGCCUGA
Fonsecaea erecta is the source of this 744-nucleotide messenger RNA. RefSeq lists its product as hypothetical. The transcript has 3 exons. The coding region runs from base 1 to 744 and encodes 247 amino acids. The record is from RefSeq and is a predicted model, not a curated record. Lineage: Eukaryota; Fungi; Ascomycota; Eurotiomycetes; Chaetothyriales; Herpotrichiellaceae. Gene Ontology annotation, molecular function: oxidoreductase activity, acting on the CH-OH group of donors, NAD or NADP as acceptor.